Molecule: messenger RNA, 2467 nt
Organism: Gadus chalcogrammus (walleye pollock)
Lineage: Eukaryota; Metazoa; Chordata; Actinopteri; Gadiformes; Gadidae
Product: protein yippee-like 1
Exons: 5
Coding region: 1880-2239 (119 amino acids)
Source: RefSeq, a predicted model, not a curated record
GGCUGUCCUUGUUUGGCAGGGGAUUGGUUUGAGGCAGAUAAUCUUUGUAACUAUUGGUCAUCAGAACUGGAGAGGAGGGGGGCUGUUUAUCCUUGGUGGCUUCAACAGAAUAUUACAGAAUUGCGUUAUGAAGUUCAUACACUCACAUCUUUAGGUUAGUGUUAGAUAACGAUCGUUACACAAUAGCCCUUUCGUUUUUGUUUUUUUCGAUAAACGUUUCGUGAUUUAUUCACUGUCAAUGAAGAUGGUGAAUUGAUCCGAUUCCUGUAGGUUUAGGUUAGUCUAUGCAAUAUUAGGUAUAAUGACAAGAUACAAGCGCACCAAAUGACCUUAAAUCUCCCAUAAUUUAACCUAGUGCAGUUCCAACGUGCACAGUUAACUAAUGCAGCCUGCGCAGCUAUAGGCUCCCAACACCUCUUGCACUAAACCAAUUGGUGGAUCUAGCGCGGCUUGUGCAGGAAUAACAAUACUACGCAUGUAUUUUUGGAGACUUUAUGGGACUCGAAACGAUCCGAACAGUGAAGGGGUAAAACCAGGAACGGUGUCAACAACCUUUCUGAACCAUGGCACGGGGAUAUUUAUGAAUGCUCUGAGAGACAACAUCGGGGAAGUGUUUUCUUCCCCUUCUUGAAAGGAAAAGGCUGUUGCCAGUGAGUAUUACGCCAAUUACACAUGCUGAACGCCUUAACUUCCCACUGUGUUUUGCUUUGGUGCACAAAUGCAUGCAUAGAUAGGCCUAUAAUGUAUAUGCCCGGACAAUGUGGCUUAUUGGUGUGUUGAUUGGUCAAUUGAGCUGUGUAAUAUGAACUGGUGGAAAAAUGUAUUCGAUACAUAGCAUAUAUUUGUGUGUUUGAGUGUUUGGGGUUCGUUGGCAUUUCAAAUAACAACUUAUUGCAGAUUGAGGGAACAUGAGUGCUAAUCCUCGAUAUCAGGACAAUGGCAUCCAGCGUGAUGGCUUUCAAAUAUUUCUGUGCACAGUUCUUAAUGUUUCAAAAGUACGUGUCCAAUGCCAUAAAUUAUGAUUGCAGUAUCCUGAUCCUCUUAGGGCUUAUUUUACACAACGAGCACAAGUAGUGUCUUGACCACUAUACACAAAGUGGGAAAUAUACUGACCUACUUUUAUAACAGUGGGAAUAUUGUGUUUUUGUAUAAAAGACGCUGCAUUUCAUAAUUCCCUAAUGAAUUAGUCUUUUGUAUUAUAGGUGAAUUCAUACCCUGAUGAAAACGAGCACACUCACAGAGCAAGCUGGCUGGCCAUGAACAUUGUAGGGACACAUGACAUUUCUGAUUGAUCACCGCAUAGAGUAGAAAUGCGAUUAUUAAUACCCCUCAAAUGCAUCAAAUUCCUUGUAUUUAUUUACACAUCCGGGUGUCUAUUUGCGUUCCCCUUCCCCCGAGCGAUACGGUCGCUGAUUGGACGCCGAUGGUGUCAGUCAAACGUUGGCUCUUCCCCACGGUGACGUCUCCAUAUCAUCAAAGUAACCAGCCAGUCUGUCACGAACACAAAAGGGACAACAAAGACUUGGGGAUACGAUAGUCCUCCACAUCUCAAGACCCAACUUCUCACCUGGCGACAUUAUCCACUCUGCGAGCCGUGCAACAAGUUAACAGUAAUACGGAGACUACAGCAAUGCUAUGAACAUCGUCAUUAUAAAACCCACCAACAGACACUUAAUAACAAGCAGCGUUGUGGUCAAAUCCGAUUCUGGUGGUUUGAUUUUCUCCCGUGGUGUCUGUGUGGAGUGUGCCACACACCCACUCCACAACAACGACGGCUUUGGCUUGCAUCUUCCAGUGUUUCUUCUGUCAGCAAGUCCAGCAGAGCUGCAACUCCCCCAGCACCAGCCCGGACGGCAGCCAGGAGCCCUGCCCCAUUGACAUGGUGAAGAUGACCAAGUCGAAGACCUUCCAGGCUUACCUGCCCAGCUGCCAUCGUACCUACAGCUGCAUCCACUGCCGCGCACACCUGGCCAACCACGAUGAGCUCAUCUCAAAGUCUUUCCAAGGCAGCCAGGGGAGGGCCUAUCUCUUCAACUCUGUGGUGAACGUGGGCUGUGGGCCUGCAGAGGAGCGGGUUCUCCUCACAGGUCUCCACGCCGUGGCUGACAUCUACUGUGAAAACUGUAAAACCACCCUGGGCUGGAAAUACGAGCACGCGUUCGAGAGCAGCCAGAAGUACAAAGAGGGGAAGUUCAUCAUCGAGCUGGCUCACAUGAUCAAGGACAACGGCUGGGAGUGACUGGCCCCGCCCCCUCCCGUGACCCCUCUGAAUUCUCUUAAUUGAACUGCGUGGAGUGGCCGCCGUUGCUCAUCAUGUUCCCACCGCCACCGCCACCACCACCACCACCACCACCCCCACCACACCUCCUCCACCUCUUAAAUGUGAACUCACAACCACACACCGCUCAUCGUGAAAAAACAAAAAAAAACACCAUGUGAUGACGAUGACUUCGGGAUAAAAAAGGAG